GCUGUGUCUACAUGGAACGAAAGGCACCAGGUCUUCCUUCCCACCCGAACCAGUCCACCUCGACGCGCCGAAGCAAGAUCUCGAAACCCCACGGUUCUGACCCUUCUCUCUCCCGGCUCCUUCCUCCUCCGUGUCAUCAACUCGUGAUCAAACCGCUGCUUUCCAACUUCCAAGCCAUCAAGGCAGCAAAGACCCGUCCCUCCCCUUCGUCUCCGCACGCGGCGGGCGCCUCGCCACUCGUGCAGUGCAACCCAAAAGGCCAAGAUGAGGAGCGGCAGCGGCGGCGGCCCGGCCGGGAGGCGGAGCGAACCCGGCGGCAGCGGGGACCUGUCUUGCUUCUCCGUGGACACCACGGCGUCGUCCGCCUCUGCGCGCUCCGUCAAUAGCGGCCGCGGGAUCUCCUUCCUGGACGCCUUCCGCUCCUGCUUCGUCCCCCCGGAGGCGCGCUCGCCGGAGACAUCCUUGUCCGACGACUUCCACCCCUCCCACCAACUCUCACAGUCAGUAAGUUCACAUGGUUCUAGCAGUGGAAGCACUUUUGGGAGCAAGCCAUCAGGUAGAGGACUGUACAGUCCCAUGCACAGGAAUUCUUCAGAUAAAGAGAUCCCUGGCCGCACAAAUUUCUCCUUGACAGAGAUCCAGAAAGCAACCAAGAACUUCUCGCCAAACUUGAAGAUUGGGCAGGGUGGUUCUGGGACUGUAUACAAGGGUCAGCUCGCUGAUGGUUCUCUCAUCGCCGUCAAACGGGCCAAGAAGAAUGUGUAUGACAAGCAUAUGGGUCGUGAGUUCCGGAACGAGAUUGAGACAUUGCAACGCAUUGAGCACCUGAAUUUGGUUAGGUUUCUUGGGUACUUGGAGUUUGGUGGUGAGCAGUUGAUAAUUGUUGAGUAUGUUCCCAAUGGGAAUCUUCGAGAGCACCUUGAGUGUCUGAAUGGUAAACUUCUGGAAUUCUCACUGAGAUUGGAUAUUGCAAUUGAUGUGGCUCAUGCUAUUACAUAUCUUCAUACCUACUCAGACCAUCCAGUCAUCCAUAGGGACAUCAAAUCCUCAAACAUUCUACUAACAAACAAUUGUCGAGCCAAGGUUGCUGACUUUGGAUUCGCCAAACUUGCUCCAACUGAUGCUAGCCAUGUUUCUACCCAAGUCAAAGGAACAGCAGGCUAUCUUGAUCCAGAAUAUCUCAGAACGUACCAACUCAAUGAGAAGAGUGACGUCUAUUCCUUUGGAGUCCUGCUGGUGGAGUUAGUUACUGGGAGGCGCCCUAUAGAGCCAAAGAGGGCAAUCAUUGAGCGUGUUACCGCAAAAUGGGCAAUGGAGAAUUUUGUGAAGGGCAAUGCUAUCCAGACACUGGAUCCAAAUCUGGAGGCAACGGACGCAAUCAACCUGGCAGUCGAAAAGAUGUACGAGCUUGCUCUGCAAUGCUUAGCUCCGACAAAGAGGAACCGACCGAGCAUGAGGCGCUGCGCAGAGAUCCUUUGGAGCAUACGCAAAGAUUACAGGGAGUUGGUUGUACCAACCUCGGCAAUGAACUGAAGCAGCUCAUCUGGAGUAAUCAAAAGAAAAGGUGCGCUCCAGUUUGCCUAUCUUCAAAGCUUGGCGCUAUAGAGCACCCAAUUGCUGGGAUUCUUUCAGUUACGCUGUAAGUAGUUGUGACUGGGACUGAUGGCCUUCUUAGAUGUUGCGUGUAUACUAGCUACCAACCAGAGAGGGUUUCUUAAAGUCUUCCUACGCAGUGUGCGUAAACGGUUGCUGUGAGCAAAUAGACAUGAAUAUGAGUAUAUAAUGGUGUGUGUAUCUCGUAGGUUUUUUUGGUACUGGUAGAUGUAUUUCCCACGAAGUAAAUGCAUAUUCUGUAUGAUGAACAAUAUUCAGUAUCUGUAUUUUAUUUGCCUGGUGUUCAUUC
Molecule: messenger RNA, 1903 nt
Organism: Phragmites australis (common reed)
Lineage: Eukaryota; Viridiplantae; Streptophyta; Magnoliopsida; Poales; Poaceae
Product: calmodulin-binding receptor-like cytoplasmic kinase 2
Exons: 6
Coding region: 265-1533 (422 amino acids)
Biological process (GO): protein phosphorylation
Molecular function (GO): ATP binding; protein kinase activity
Source: RefSeq, a predicted model, not a curated record